This is a messenger RNA of Dibothriocephalus latus, 513 nucleotides long. The record is from the annotation of a GenBank genome assembly. NCBI's taxonomy places the organism in Eukaryota, Metazoa, Platyhelminthes, Cestoda, Diphyllobothriidea, Diphyllobothriidae.
AUGUUUCUUUUUGGUCAUACUCCGACCGGAGACGUCUCGAAGGCCGAAUUACAGAUGGUGACGGAAAUUGAAAAAUGGAUUCUUAGAUUGACUGGUGCGCCAGCGCCGGUUCCCGGCUACACAUACGUACAGCUAUCUCUUCUGCCGGAGCAAGUCGAAAGCCCGUUGAUCUUUGCUCUGCCGGACAAAAGUCGUCUUGCUCUGCUCGACUUUCCCUUUAACCUCCCCUUCGAGCUGUUGGGUGUCGAAAAGUGUCUACAGGUCAUCCUCGCGGUUAUUCUUGAACAGAAGGUUUUGCUCAAGUCGAGGGAUUACAACGCCCUAACCAUGUCUGUUCUUGCCUUGGUUGCGAUGCUCUAUCCACUGCAGUAUAUGUUUCCAGUCAUUCCGCUCCUGCCAACCUCGCUUCCGGGUGCCGAGCAAAAAACAGUCAACCUGAGGGCCUAUGAAGUCGCUGACAUGAAACGCAUGCUGGACAUCAUUUGCACGGCAGUAGCUAACAAUUCUUUGUAA